Molecule: messenger RNA, 1026 nt
Organism: Neocloeon triangulifer
Lineage: Eukaryota; Metazoa; Arthropoda; Insecta; Ephemeroptera; Baetidae
Product: cuticle protein 16.5-like
Exons: 2
Coding region: 107-814 (235 amino acids)
Source: RefSeq, a predicted model, not a curated record
UGCAGGCGAGAAACUAGACCUCCCGCCCAAGUAUAAAUAUCUCGUGGUUCGUCCAUCAGGCAUCAUUCCCAUCCACCUCACCUCUCACAACACACACAACCUCAUCAUGAAGACUUUGGUGGUCUGUCUCUCCGUGCUCGCCGUGGUGGCUUGCGACAGCGGCAUCAACCCCGUCUCAUCAUCAUCCUCCUCUUCGGCGGUGUCCGAAAAGGACAAGCGUGGCGUGGUGGCCCCCGCCAUCGCCACCCCCGUGGCCACCUCUUACGCCGCCGCCCCCGUGGCCUACCAGCAGGCCGCCUACGCUGCCCCCGCCACUUACGCUGCCGCCCCCGCCGCCUACUCUGCCCACCCUGCUGCCUACGCCGCCCAAAGCGCGUACGCCGCCCCCGCUGCCUACUACCAGCAGCCCUACGUGCAGGCCGCCCCCGCCGCCUACCACGCCGCCCCCGCCUACCAGUACGCCCAGGCCGCCUAUCCCCAGGCCGCCGUUUACCAACAGGCCGCUGCUUACCCCCAGACCGCCUACUACGGCCAGCACGCCGGCAUCGCCCAGCAGUACUUUGCCGCCCACCCUGCCGCCGCCUCCGCGUACGCCGCCUCCGCCGUGCAGCCCCAGUACUACGCUGCCCCCGCUCAGCAGUACUACCAGCCCGCCGCCGCCCUGAGGGCCGCCUACGUCCAGCCCCAGGUCGUCAAGACCGCCGCCCCCGCUGCCUACGUGCAGGCCGCCCCCAGCGCCUACGCCACCCAGUACGUGCAGCCCGCUGCCGCCGCCGUCGUGCGUGCCACCCCCGCCGCCUACUACAAGAACUAGGGGAAUGGUGGGAGCCCUUCGAGAGAUCAGCCACUAGUCAUCCUUCCGUGCACCAUCACUGUUUUGUGAAUAUCUACGCCAAAUAUUUGCAAAGCUGCCAUCCAUCAUUGUUACAAAAGUUUUGUUGCCCAAAAAGAAAUAAAAAUGUUCAUUUUUUAUUUUAAAAAACAAAAUGACUGGAAAUUUAAUUAAAAACCUUAAAUUUCACAUAC